This is a messenger RNA of Lodderomyces jiufengensis, 1827 nucleotides long. RefSeq names its product Rbd1p (gene RBD1). NCBI's taxonomy places the organism in Eukaryota, Fungi, Ascomycota, Pichiomycetes, Serinales, Debaryomycetaceae. The transcript has a single exon. Gene Ontology annotation, molecular function: serine-type endopeptidase activity. Gene Ontology annotation, biological process: proteolysis. Gene Ontology annotation, cellular component: membrane. The record is from RefSeq and is a predicted model, not a curated record. The coding region runs from base 1 to 1827 and encodes 608 amino acids.
AUGUAUUCUCGUAAUUAUAAUCAACAACAUAAUCAAUAUCCAUAUCCUAAUAAUUUUCCAAGUGAUGAGAAUAUAAAUGAUUUUCAAUUUAAUGACAAUAACAACUAUAAUAAUGUACAAUCAAAACCAAUAUCUCAAUCAUCAAUACCAUUAUUAAAUUUAUCAGAAAAUUCAUCAAGAUCAUUACCUUCUUUACCAAGAUAUACAACUAAUCAAAUUGAUGAUAAUGAUUAUGAUCCUUAUCAAUACUAUCCACAAUACAACAACACAAAUAAUGAUAAUAAAUAUGAUCCUUCACAGAACCAUGACUUAAAUAGAGAUUUACCUUCACUACCUAUAUCAUCACCACAGCCACCAAAUGAUGAAAAUUAUAGAAAUCCAUUUGUUGAUGAACCAAUAUCAAUACCCUCAAGACCCAAUAAUCCUUUCAAAGAUAAUGAACUAGAGAAAAAACUAAAAAAGAAUGAAAAAAAUCGAAUACUUACAUUAAAAAGUAAACCAAGAUUUCAUUAUACAAAAUUACCAUAUUUUACUAUAUUAGUUACAUUAAUACAAGUUAUUAUAUUUAUUGUUGAAUUAGCAAGAAUGUCAAUAUUAACAGGUUCUGCUUUCCAAACUCAACCAUAUUUUAAUCCAAUGUUAGGUCCAUCUAAUUUUUUAUUAAUUAAUAUGGGUUCACGUUAUAUUGCAUGUAUGAGACAAAUUAAAGAUUUAACUGAUGAUACAACUAUAUUAUUUCCAUGUCCAAAUUCGACUUCAAUAGAUACUUAUCAAUGUUCAUUAAAUGAAUUAUGUGGUUUAUCAGGUUUAUCAACUUUUGAUAAUGGAACAAAAUUUAAUCCUAAUCAAUGGUAUAGAAUUUUUAUACCAAUUUUUUUGCAUGCAGGCUUUUUACAUAUAAUUUUUAAUUUAUUAUUACAAUUAACAAUGGGAGCAUCAAUUGAAAGAAAUAUUGGAAUUUUAAAAUAUUCAAUUAUUUAUAUAGCAAGUGGUAUAUCUGGAUUUUUAUUGGGAGCAAAUUUUACACCAGCAGGUAUUGCAUCAACUGGUGCAUCAGGUUCAUUAUUUGGAAUUGUUGCAAUAAAUAUUAUAUUAUUUAUAUAUACUGGUAAAAAAAAUGCAAAUAUGUAUGGUACAAAACAUUAUAAAUUAUUUAUAUUUUUUAUGUUUAUUGAGAUUAUAAUAUCAUUUGUUUUGGGAUUAUUACCUGGAUUAGAUAAUUUUAGUCAUAUUGGAGGAUUUGCAAUGGGAAUAUUAACAGGUAUAUUACUUUUAAAAGAUCCAUUUUGGAUUUAUAAAGAUGGGAUAAUAAUUUAUAAAAGAAAUCAAUCAACUUUACAACAAUUUUUAAAUAAUUGGAAUCCAAUGUAUGCAUAUGAAGAUAAAAUUCAAUUAAAUUUUUUAAUUUGGUGUUUUGUUAGGUUGGUUUCAUUAGUUUUAAUAAUUGUUUAUUUUGUUUUACUUUGCAAAAAUUUUUUUAACAAUAAUACUGAUCUGAAUAAUAGUUGUGAAUGGUGUAAAUAUUUUAAUUGUAUACCAGUUAAAGGUUGGUGUGAUAUUGGUGAAAUUUCAAUAACAACUUCACAAAGUCCCGCAGCUACAACAGCUCCAAGUUCAUCAAUCACUGUACCUACAGAAAUUUAUUCAACUGCAACUUAUACAACAACUGCCAAUCCAACUGGUAGUGGAACAAAUGGAGGAUUUUUAAAAAGAGAAAUACCUCAACACAAGGCAAUUUAUGAAAACAAUUUUGGGAUUGGGUUUGCAUUUUACAUGAUUUUAACGAUUUUAAUGAUAUCAUUUAUGAAAAGGAAAAAAAUUAUAUAA